Molecule: messenger RNA, 5997 nt
Organism: Rhincodon typus (whale shark)
Lineage: Eukaryota; Metazoa; Chordata; Chondrichthyes; Orectolobiformes; Rhincodontidae
Product: versican core protein-like
Exons: 8
Biological process (GO): cell adhesion
Molecular function (GO): hyaluronic acid binding
Source: RefSeq, a predicted model, not a curated record
CAUUAAAACAGCAGGAGGGUGUUGUAUUUAUUACUGCAGCUAAAGAUGUCACUGGUCAAAAUGAUAUUACAUUUAAUGCAUACCCUGUGGAUAUGUUCCGCAUUGACAAUAGUAUCGUCAGUACAGUCAGCACACGAUAGUGGGAAGAUGAUGAGAAUGAAGAUUAAGAGGAGUUCCCAUGUGAAAGGCUCCCUUUCUAGCUUUGUAUCUCUUCCGUGUCACUAUUCAAUGCUGGCCACACCUUCACCCUCCAACCAUUCUUUCCAGGAGUUUCCUCGGAUUAAGUGGACAAAAAUUGAGGAAGGAAAAGAUGGAAGGAUCAAGAAAGAAACCUUAAUUCUGGUGGCACAGAACGGUGUGAUAAAAAUUGCUGCUGAUUAUGAUGGUAGAGUUGCAGUGCCCAAGCAUCCUGAGAGUUUGAGUGAUGCAACACUAACCAUUUGCCGACUGCGAGCAAGUGAUACUGGUCUUUACCGCUGUGAGGUAAUGAUUGGCAUUGAAGAUGAGCAAGACACUGUCUCAUUAGAUGUUACUGGUGUUAUAUUCCACUAUCGGGCAGCAGCAAGCAGAUACGCACUGAACUUCGAGAUGGCCAAACAAGUAUGUCAGGACAACAGUGCCACCAUUGCAACCCCAGAACAGCUGCAAGCCUCGUAUGAAGAUGGGUUUGAUCAUUGUGAUGCUGGCUGGCUUUCUGAUCAAAGUGUCAGAUACCCAAUCACCAAACCAAGACCUGGCUGCUAUGCAGAUAAAAGGGGACAACCAGGUGUCAGGACAUAUGGAAUACGAGACCCGAACGAGACAUAUGAUGUCUACUGUUACGUGGGAGACAUAAGUGGGUUUGUGUUCCAUGUGUCAGCACCUGAAAAGUUGACCUUUAUUCAGGCGCAGCUGGAGUGCAAGCGCAGGAACGCACAGUUAGCAACCACCGGACAGUUACAUGCUGCAUGGAAGCAAGGUCUGGAUCGCUGUGACCACGGCUGGCUUGCAGAUGGUAGUGUACGUUAUCCAGUUGUCUAUGCCAGGAGCCAGUGUGGAGGGGGUCUUGUUGGAGUGAGGACCAAGUAUCGAUUUAACAACAGGACUGGAUUUCCAGAUCCGAGCACAAAGUUUGAUGCCUAUUGUUUCCGAGGGAGGUCUUUAAAGAAAACAACACCACAAAUAGCCUUGGGCCCAAAGAAAGUGCAUCAAGCUGCAACUGAUUUGAUUGUUGAGAAGGUAUCACCACCUCCAAUGUUAGUUGUUGAAGAGUAUAAUCAAAGCAUGAGCCUUGAUUCAAAGCCUUUUCAAGAAGGGCAGAUUAGUACUCAUUUAACCCCUGAAGCCAAAUCAGGAGAAGUAGUGACUACUGGAAUUCAUCUAGUCAAAACUGAUAUUGAGAAACCUGGGGAGAAAGUAACCAUACAAAGCCACAGCGUGUUUUCAGGAAUUAAAGAAAGGCCGAGUGAUGAAGUCACUGUAAAAACAACAAUAGAACAAAGUACCAGCACUGAAAUGCUCACACCUGUAAUCAGUGCAAAAAUUCCAGAUGGAGAAAGUGUUACUGGGCAUCCUGAAGACAUUAGCAGGGAGGUAGUAAGAGCGACAACAGCUUUGGCUGCAUCAUUUGAACCAUCAGGCAAACAAGAAUUUCAAGUUACAAGUGAUCCUGCCCAAAAGGGAGAAAAAGUCCAACCUAGCAUACAAACCACAUUGUUAACAGAGAUGGAUAUUGUAACAGCAGAUGACAAUAAGCUGAAACUGCCCACGAGUGCCAGCACUGUGAAAUUAGAAAGUUCAGAUAAAGACACCCAGACCGUUAGACAACAAGAGAUCAAGGAACCUGCCAGUGGCACGACAAUACCAAGAUCACCAGAUAUUGUGAAAACAACAGUAGAGAAUGCAAGUGAGAGUGUUAAACUGGUGGGAGGAGAUGAGCACAAAACAAUGUCAUCCUUUGAAACUUCAUCAAUGCCAACCAUGGGUAAACUGCAGCUAACUGAAAAGGCUCACAUCACUGAAACUUCAGUCACUUUUUCAGAGGCGGAGGGAGAAAAGCUGAAACCCAAAAAGGUAACUAAGAAGAUAACAGCAACUCUUCCUGCUGCAGGGACUGGCACUAGUGAACCAGCUUCAACAUGGCAGGAUGGAAUGAAGACUGAAGAUUAUGAGAAAAAAGAAGAUAAAGGUGAUGAGAAAAUCAUUAUGUCAUCAGUAAUGCCAGCUCCAACGGUAUAUGAAACUGUGUCUGCAGAACAUGAUAUUCAAAAAGAGUUGACCCCCAAGGUAACAGAUGAUGUUAGUUUUGGACCAGUUACCACUGCAGCGCGGGUUAACAUAACCUCAACAGUACCUAAAACGGUAUCAACAAUCAUGGCUCCUCUUUUUGAAAUUAGACCUGGUACGGGUGCUUUCACGUCUGAUCAUGAAAUAAAAACUUCAGUGAAACCUAAGCGUUUAGAAACGAGUGCAACUCCAAUUAUUAUUGAAAAUGAGCCUGGUGAGACUACAGCUGAAGAGGUUGUAGUUAUUGAUGAAUCAGUUACACAGCCUCCUGAUAUCUUGGAGGUUGAUAUGACUGGUAAAGUCUCACAACCUGAAAUCGAUCAUGAGUACUUCACAACACCAGCAUCCAGAACUAGACUGGUACCGGCAACUUCUAAACCUUCUGUUGAACAGAAAAUAGCUACGCAAAAGGUUGUGGAAGGUUCAACAUUUCCCACUGUUUCAUCAUCAACCAAAGCUUUUCCAAGUCCAGUAGAUACUACAGAGCAGCAACAGCAGCUCGUAACUAUUGAAGAAAAGUUAAUUGUUAAUAUGACAGUGCAGAAGAUAAUACCAACUGAUAAAGGACUUGAACCCAAAGAACUUGAAACUGGAAAAAUUAUUUCUACUGAAUCAAUUUCAUUACCACAUCAUCAAUCAACUAAAGACGUCUCACCUCAAGAGAGUUCCAAGAUCACUAUAGUACACAUUCACAUCCAUGAGUUGGAUGAUGAUAGGAAAGAAGGCAGUGGAAACUUGGUUCAACCACAAGCACCAAAAGCAGGUACAGAAGAGGAUGUGCCUCCAUCUCUCAGCUUUAUUAGUGGCAAGAGCCAAAUGGAAUUUGAUCCCGCAUGUGAGACACCGAAUGGGGAGGAAGCAAAGGGUGGCCAAGUGGAAAGUGUAUCACCCACUAUAAGAGCAAUACCAGAAAUGGAUAUUACACAAAAACACAAGGAUAGUGAGACUCAUUUAAUAACUGGAAUUACUGUAGCACAGAAACAAGAAAUCUCUACUGAGAGGAUGGAAAUAGUUUCUACUGGUAAAGAACCUGAAAUUCUAGGCAUUACAAAAGAAGUAACUAAAGUUCAUUCUGGGGCAGAAGAUGACAAAGACUGGAUCAUCUCUUCAGUCACACAGGAUUAUGCCCAUUCAACCAGAGGGACUCAGGAGAAAGAUGAUGAGCUUUCAGUAAUAGAUCCAUUGAAAGACAAAUAUCAUUUGGCUGUUACAACUGCAUCAAAGGAAACUGUUUCACGUACAGCUGAAGCAGAGGUCACAACAACAGUUACAAAAACAGAGCUCUUACCAACAGAAGGGUCAAAAAUCUCGGCAUCAGUAGAAACCAUUGUUCCAAUACAAACAGAAAAGAGAUUGGAGUCUACUGAGACUGAAGAUAGUGAAUCACUGAAAAUAUUCAGUACUGAAAAAGAGGUUAGGAGUUCGAGUGAAGAACAUGAAACUAUUAGUGGUCUAGUUUCUGAUGCUGUCAAAAAAGCAACAAUGGAAACAGUUAUUUUGAGGAAACCAGAAACAGGUUCUGAUGUUUCAGAGAAAAGACCAAAACUAGAAACUGCAACCCCAACUGAAAUGUAUGCAGGUACUUUGCCUAUAUCUACUCCAAAUACAGUAGCUGAGGAUAUCAGUAGUGAAAGAAUUAGCUCUGGGUUGGACGCUACGGUAACUGUAUCCAGUACCAUUGGAUUAUUUGGGACCGAGGGACGCCUGACUGAUGUUGUUGCACCUGGAACUGACAGAGAGGUUGGAGUGCUCACUCUGGCAACAAUGAAACCAACCACUAGGACGGAAAAACUGACAGACAAAAUACAUACUGAACUUGCUGAAAAACCAAGAAAAACAGAACCACAAUUCACUCCAUCUUCAGAGGUUAAGAGCCCUGGUGAAGGAACAUUAACCAGUAAAGAACCAGUCAGGUCAGUUCCAGAUCUUUCUACUUUAGAAAUGAGCAGCCAGGUACUUGCAGUGACGAGCAAAACCUUACUGGAUGGGGAAACACAUCUGACAGCCAUUACAGCUACACAUGAUGAAGAGGCUGGAAUAUCCACAUCUGAAUCACUGGAGACAAAAGCAUUUGCAAGAGUACAUACAGAGCGAGCAGACAAAUCUCCAGCAACAUCUCUGGUUGAUCAGGAAGAACAUGUUGAUAUAUUAGUUUCAGUCCCAACACAAGCAGGGAAAAUCACACCAGCAAUUGAAGAAAUGUCUCAAGAAACCACAACCAAAGCUACAAAAGUGAUGAAGGAAAUUAAACAACAGCCAGGAAAGGACAUGCAGCCUGUCGAUAAAUCUCCAGCAACUGAGGAAAUCACAACAACUGCUCAGGAUUUGCAGAAGUCAACACAGUUUGUGGAUAUGGAGAGUUCAGGUGAAGAAAUAUUUACCGUCAAAGAAACAGACAGGCAAGUUUCUGAUGUUUCCAUGUUGACCAGCCAUGUGGUUCCAGUGACAAGGAAAGUGCCUUUAGAAGGAGAAUCUCUUCACACUGUUAUGACAACUCCACAUGACAGAAUGGUGGAAACAUCUACAUAUGGAUUAUUGAAGACUAAAUCGGAAAUGGGACCAUUAUUGGUGACAGCGCCUACAGAACAGGAAGGCAGAUCUUCAGCUACAAUUAAGGCUGAAGAGAAGGUAACUGUUGAUACAUUGGAUUCAACAAUAAAAGCAAUAGAUCUUCGAUUUCCUCAAAUUACUGUGACACCAGGAAUUGAAGAAAAGACUCAGGAAUCCACAUCAGAAGCAAUAAAACUGAUCACAGAGAUCAAAGAGAUGCCAGGACCCAUCAUGGAAACUUCUGAACAAUCUCCAGGAUUUGAUGAAACCACAGGAACAGAGAAAGAUUCGCAGAAACAAAUUCCAUUCACAGAUAGUGAGAGUUCUGGUGAAGGAUUAUUUAUUACCAAAGAAACGGUCAAAUUUAUUCCAGAGCUUUCUACUGCAGAAACAACUACACAUGUAGCUCCAGUGACAGAGACAACCUCACUAGAGAUAGAAACUCUUCAUACAGCUGUUACAGCCAGAUAUGACAGAGAGGCUGGUCUGACUACAUCUGGGCUUUCAGAGACAAUGUCAGAAAUGGUAAAAUUGACGGUAAAAGUGGCCACAGAACAAGCAGACAAAUCUCCAGCAACACCUCUGGUUGAUGAGGAGAAAACUGCUGAUGCACUGGUUUCGGCCAUAACAAAAGAAUUGGAAAUGCCAGUUCCCCAUAUCAUUGUAACACCAGCAAUCAAAGUAACGUCUCAAGAAACCACAACCGAAGCUACAAAAGUGACGAAGGAAACUGAACACCAGCCAGAAAAGGACAUGGAGCCUGUAGAUAAAUUUCCAGCAACUGAGGAAAUCACAACAACCGCUCAGGAUCUGCAGAAAUUAACACAAUUUGUGGAUGUAGAGUUUUCAGGUGAAGAAAUAUUUACCAUCAAAGAAACAGACAGGCAAGUUUCUGAUGUUUCCAUGUUGACCAGCCAUGUGGUUCCAGUGACAAGGAAAACACCUUUAGAAGGAGAAUCUCUUCACACUGUUAUGACAACUUCACGUGAUAGAACAGCAGAAACAUCCACAUCUGGAUCACUGGAGACAAAAUUGGAAAUGGGAACAUUAUUAGUGACAGUGCCUACAGAACGGGCAGAUAAACCAAGUCCUUUCACAGAUAGCGAGAGUUCUGGUGAUGGCUUAUUUACCAUCAAAGAAACAGUCAAAAUUAUUCCAGAUCUUUCUACUGCAGAAACAAGC